This is a messenger RNA of Oryzias melastigma (Indian medaka), 2112 nucleotides long. It is a transcript of the gene mpp1, whose product is annotated as membrane protein, palmitoylated 1. The record is from RefSeq and is a predicted model, not a curated record. Bases 235 to 1638 code for a protein of 467 amino acids. The transcript has 12 exons. NCBI's taxonomy places the organism in Eukaryota, Metazoa, Chordata, Actinopteri, Beloniformes, Adrianichthyidae. Gene Ontology annotation, molecular function: signaling receptor binding. Gene Ontology annotation, cellular component: cell-cell junction; plasma membrane.
CAUAGCUCCGCCCCUCUCAACCAGUCGCAUGUUUACUUGCUUUGUCAGCGGUGUCCCCGCGGUACAUAUCUCAUGUUCUUCACUUGCUAACGAUCCAAACUUUGGACUUUCGCCUCCAGGAGUGACUUGUGUCAUCGUGGAGACUCCUUAUCAGCAGUUUCAUCAAGUAUCUGGCGUACCUUGAACGGAGGGGCAGACCGGGUUCACAGUUGUUUUUCUUGCUAACUGUGAGCGAUGACGUUAAAAUACAAUAAAACCGAGCCCGUGCUGAUACAGGAGCCGGUGACCAGCAUCCGGACAGCCCUUUCUGAUCUCUACCUGGAGCAGCUCCUCCAGAACAAACCGAAGGUGGACAAGGCAGCGAUGCAGACCUUCGAGAACAAGGGGGCUGACGUUUACACCAACGGUUGUGCCGGACACACGAACGGCACCGAGCUGACCAGGAUGAAGGAAGUGGUUUUUGAGAAAAGCGCCUCAGAGCCGAUGGGGGUCACUCUGAAGCUCAACGACAAACAGCGGUGCACCGUGGCCAGAAUACUGCACGGAGGGAUGAUCCACCGGCAAGGGUCUCUACACGAAGGAGAUGAAAUUGCAGAAAUUAACGGCAACAGUGUCGCGAACCAUAGCGUAGACCAUCUUCAGAAGAUUCUAAAAGAAACAAAUGGAGUGGUGACAAUGAAGAUCAUCCCCAAAAUGCAAAAUCGCUCCAGAGUCUGUGAGAUGUACAUGAGGGCGCAGUUUGAUUACGACCCCGCCAAAGACGACCUCAUCCCCUGCAAAGAGGCCGGCUUGAAGUUCAGCACCGGAGACAUCAUCCAGAUCAUCAACAAGCAGGACCCUAACUGGUGGCAGGGCCGAGUGGAGAGCAGCGCUGUGGACUUUGCAGGGUUGAUACCCUCCCCUGAGCUCCAAGAAUGGCGGGUGGCCAGUAAAAGCAAAGCCAAGGGGGGGAAUCCGUCUUGUAGCCCAUUUGGAAAGAAAAAGAAGUGCAAAGACAAGUACUUAGCUAAACACAGCUCUAUUUUUGACCAGCUGGAUGUGAUUUCCUACGAGGAAGUGGUACAGCUUCCUGCCUUUCAGAGGAAGACGCUGGUGCUCAUCGGUGCACCCGGUGUGGGAAGGAGCCACAUCAAAAACUCGCUGUUGACGAAAUACUCUGACAAGUUUUCCUACCCCGCGCCACACACCACCAGACCCCAGCGGAAGGAUGAGGAGAGCGGGAAGGAAUAUUUCUUCAUCUCCAACGACGUCAUGACCAAGUGCAUCACUGGGAAUGAGCUGCUGGAGUACGGCAGCUUCCAGGGAUACAUGUUUGGGACGAAAUUUGAGACCAUCCAAAAGAUUCACGAACAGGGGAAAAUAGCCGUGUUGGAUAUUGAACCUCAGACCCUGAAACUGGUUCGGACUGCUGAUUUUGCUCCUUUAGUGGUGUUCAUCGCUCCAACCAACUCUGCCACACAGACGGAAAACCUGCAGAUGAUCCAGAAAGAGUCGGACGCCAUCCUGAGCACAUACGGACAUUUCUUUGACGUGGUUCUCGUCAACAACGACGUAGAUGAAAGCGUCAAAGGCGUGGAGGAGGCCAUCGAGAGGGCCACCUCCACCCCACAGUGGGUGCCCGUGUCGUGGGUGUACUGAGGGGUGCAUGCCGUCUUCACUCCUGCUUCAAAUAAAACAAUAAAAUAAAAUAAAAACAGUGCAAUAUUACUCCUUCACCGUCAAAGAUGUCCAAAGUAUUUACUUUUUAAUUGUCACAGAGAUUUUUUUUUCACAAAUUUGUUGUGAAAAAUAAAGAAUAAAAAGCAAUAUAUUGUUUCUCUCAGAAUACGGAGAUGCUCGAUUGUGUCAGCUUUAGGCUUUUCAGGGACGGCACACCUUUCAGAUUGUGAGAAAAAUAAGCAAAACUGGACCAGAACUGUGAAUGAGAUCAUCACUUCUCUCUGCUCACCAUCAGUUUCACCCAUGAAGUCGCAGAGUCUUUGCUGUCUUUGUGUAAAACGUUUGUCAACCACUUCACAGGAGUCCCAUCUGAAUGUCAUACCUCACAGGGGUAUGGAAAAGGCACUUUGAAAGUGAAUAAAGACAGACCUCCUCCCUCUGCUGCAUCUUUGA